Messenger RNA from Dermacentor albipictus, 3157 nucleotides. It is a transcript of the gene unc-45, whose product is annotated as unc-45 myosin chaperone. Lineage: Eukaryota; Metazoa; Arthropoda; Arachnida; Ixodida; Ixodidae. Gene Ontology annotation, molecular function: Hsp90 protein binding. The record is from RefSeq and is a predicted model, not a curated record. Gene Ontology annotation, cellular component: cytoplasm.
AGUUUCGUUUUUCGGGCAAGCUGGCGCCUAUCGUACCGUCGUAUUCGAGUUGACGUAUUCUAGCGAAGCGUGCCAAUAUGCAUCUGAGACAACACGGAUGAGACUUCAGAAGUAUCUAGAAAGCCGUCGUAGGAGCCGGCAAGUUAUUUUUGGCUGCUCAUUGGGGAACAAACGAGUGCCGGGAGCGUCUUAGCGAGAGCACACGGCGGAGUGAGCGGAGCACGCCUUCGCGAUAUCAUUGGAGAAACAAUGACCACAGACGCGUCGGAACCAGUCGCUUCGGCGAGCGAUGCACUGAACGUCAAGCAAGAGGGCAAUGACUUGUAUAAGGCUGGAGAUUUCGUAGGCGCUCUGGACAAGUACACGAGGGCAUUGUCGAUUGUGGACAGCCAGGAGAGAGGUGUCUUGCUGAACAACAGAGCCGCGGCUAACUUAAAACUUGGCAGAUAUGAAAACGCCUUAAAGGACGCUUCGGAAGUUUUGGAACUUAACCCAAUGGAUGUGAAGGCACUUUUUCGGCGGAGUCAAGCCUAUGAGGCACUCGGGAAAAUAGAUGAAGCUUUCAAAGACGCCCGUCAAAUUCUCCACGUGGAUCCGAAAAACAGCGCCGUCCAGCAGUGUCUGCGCCGUCUUAGCCAAGCCAUUGAAAAAAUUGCGAAAGAAAAUGCAAGUACCACCAACAAGGUGACGCAAAUGAUUGGUGUCAUCGAGAAUAACAGCUCCUCGCUCGAACUUAAGAACCAGGCUGCAAACAACCUAGUUGUUAUCGCUCGAGAUAAGGCUGGCGCAGAGGCCAUUAUUUAUGCUGAUGGGAUAGUGAAAUGUCUGAGUGCAAUGCAUUCAUUAAGAAAUGCAGAGUUUUCUCUGUCUUGCAUACGACUCUUCAGUGAACUGAGCAAGAAGAAGACUCAGUGGGCUUUAAUAGUGUUGAAGGAGUUUGGACUUCCCGCAAUGAUUGACCAAUUCGUCAGCAAGGAUGACCAGCACAUCACAGCAGUGCAGUACCUUUUCCAGACUAUCAUCAAUGCUCUCAGUGGCAUGGAAUCUAAAGAGUCAAAAAAGCCAAACCCACAAAUGAUGAAAGAUAACGAAGCAGACAUUGAUGCAGUCAUGCUUGCCCUGGUGAAAAGUUCCUCAAGCCGUGUCAUGACAGCACAAGGCCGUGAUGCUAUCUUGGAGCUGAUCACAAAGAAUGUCGACUAUGAUUGCCUCAACUGGGGCAUCAAGUUGGUUGAUGCUGAUGGUCUUAGGGAAUUGCUGGAAGUCGCGAGUGAGCUUGAGGACAUAAAAUAUGAAAGCAGCAUGGAUAUAAGUCCAAAUACAAGACCAAACUGCUCAGUUGCAUUUGAAAGGAUAUACUUUUGUAUGGACUAUGACAAAGCCAAGGAAAAGUACAGGGAGAAGGUGAUGGAAUAUGUCAAUAUGAAACUGGGAGAUCCUGAGAUUGAAAGCAAGGUUCGUGUUACAGCUGCAAUCACUACAUUGCUCCUGGGUCCGCUAGAUGUAGGCAACAAUUGCCUUGCUUCACCAGGUGUUGUCGAGAUGAUGCUUGCGAUGGCUGGCUCUGAAGAAGAACUGCAGCAGAGAGUAGCUGCUGAAGCCAUCAUUGCAGCAGCAUCCAAGAAGGACAAGUGUACAAGCAUCAUAUCUACAGGGCUAGGCAUUCUCAAGAAGCUGUACAAGUCUGAGAAUGACAACAUCAGAGUUCGUGCACUUGUUGGGCUGUGCAAGCUUGGCUCCUUCGGUGGCACCGACAGCAGCUUACGUCCUUUCUCCGAUGGAACCACACUGAAGCUCGUGGGCACCUGCAGAAACUUCCUUAUCAACCCAAAGAAAGACAAAGACUUGAGAAAGUGGGCAGCUGAGGGUCUGGCCUACCUUACACUUGAUGCUGAAGUAAAAGAAGAUCUCAUUGGUGACAAGGCUGCAAUCCAGGCUCUCAUUGACUUGGCAAAGACCGAGCAAAAGUCUGUUCUCUACGGCGUGCUCACAACAUUGGUCAACCUUACAAACAGCUACGAGAAACAGGAAAUCAUACCGGAACUCAAGGAACUUGCAAAGUUCGCCAAACAGCAUGUACCUGAGGAGCACAUAUACGACUCCAAGGAACAUGUCGACAAGCGCACGAAAAUUCUUGCCGAAUCGGGUGUCACCGUGGCACUCGUGGCCCUGUCAUCAACAGAAAGCAAGAACAGUCGGGAAAUGAUUGCCAGGAUAUUCAAUGCAAUAUGUGAGCAUCAGGAACUCCGUGGCCAUGUUGUUCAGCAAGGUGGGGCUAAGGUGCUGCUCAAACUUGCUCUGGAAAACACACCUAAUGGAAAAAUGAUAGCGGCGCAGGCAUUGGCUCGGCUCGGAAUCACCAUUAAUCCUGAAGUUGCUUUCCCUGGUCAGAGGGCUGUUGAGGUGGUGCGACCCCUUUUGUCCUUGCUGCACCCAGAAUGCUCAGCUUUGCAAGGCUUUGAAGCCCUGAUGGCACUCACAAAUCUUGCGACAGUCAGUGAGAGUGUCAGGGCCCGCAUGAUCAAGGAUGAAGGCAUUACAACAAUAGAGAACUAUUGCUAUGAAGACCAUGUGAUGCUCAAACGAGCUGGUGUCCAGUGCAUCCUGAAUUUGAUGCAAAGUGAAGAGGUGGUCAGGAUAUAUGAGAAGGGUGAUCGAGUUAAGUAUCUGACAUUAUGCCUUGAGGAUGAAGACUAUGAGACAGCCUUAGCUGCUGCGGGAGCUUUGGCCAUGCUUACAUCGGUCAGCACUGAAGCCUGUCGUAAAGUGAUCGAGGUUAAGGACUGGGCUGACAUUUUUGGCGGCCUGGCCGCUCACAAGGAUGAAGGCCUCCAGCACCGUGGCCUUUACAUCCUGCACAAUCUAGUGCACUCCACACGAGAGGUGGCCGAGAAGCUCGUCGACUCCAAGGUACUGGAGGUCCUUCUGGCCAUCACCCAGAUUGAAGGGACGGCCAGCAGCGAGAAGGCGCAGAAACUGGCACAGGAGACGCUCAAGAAGGCCGAGGAGUGGAAACUUAUUGAGAAGUCUGAGCAGCCUGAUGGUGACGACGACAUUCAGUGAAAUUUUAGGAAGCGCAAUGAUAGGCGAGCUGACGGUGCACUAUGUGGGGGGCGCUGAAGAAACGAGACAAUAAACCUGUUUUUAUGCUACUUUA